Penicillium alfredii is the source of this 1050-nucleotide messenger RNA. RefSeq names its product protein dscB (gene dscB). The record is from RefSeq and is a predicted model, not a curated record. The coding region runs from base 1 to 1050 and encodes 349 amino acids. The transcript has 2 exons. NCBI's taxonomy places the organism in Eukaryota, Fungi, Ascomycota, Eurotiomycetes, Eurotiales, Aspergillaceae.
AUGCUCACAUCCGGCCUCACCAACGCCCCCCUCACCAAGCUCCUCCUCAUUUACACUAUCAUGUCGUCGAUCGCGCUGUCAAUCCUCGACAUCAAACACCUCGCCGCCAUCCAUGUGUCGCCGCAUUUCUGGCCCUAUGUCCAGCUCUGGCGCGCGCUGGUCUGGCAGCUCGCCGGCUUUGCCAAUUCCACUGAGGCGCUGUUCGCCGCUAUGUUGGUGUAUCACUUGCGGGUGGUAGAGCGCGCGUGGGGGAAGCGGAAAAUGGCAACCUUCCUCCUCUCCACCCUCCCCUAUACAACCCUCCUCCCCCCGCUCCUCCUCGCGCUGUUCGUUCGACCGCUCUCGCUGAAUACCCUCAACUACCUACCGUCCGGCCCGACGGCCGCGGUCUUUGCGCUGCUGGCGCAGUACCACGCCACGAUCCCGCACGUCUUCCGGUACCGCGUUGGAACCAGCAGCAGCAACAGCAGCAAUAGCAAUGUUGAAAACGACACCAAUGUUACCCCCAUCGACAACAACAGUAACACCGAAUCUCCACCCUCCAAUAAUAACACCCCAAAACCCCCAAUCCCAACCCCAACCCCAACCCCAACCCCAACUCCCAGUCUAACCCUCCUCCUCUCCGACAAAUCAACCACCUACCUCGUCGCCGCUCAACUCGCCCUCUCCCAAUUCCCAGCAAUGCUCCUCCCCGCCGCCGUCGGCUGGGUCGUCGGCGUUGCCUGGCGCGCCGAGCUGCUUCCGGGCUUGUCGCCGGCGACUACGGGGUUCCGUGUUCCGGUGUGGGUGGUUGGCGAGCGUGAGCUUCAUAGGGGCGCUGUCGGUGGUAGUGGUAGUAGCGGGCGUGGUGGUGGUAGUGAUGUGGGAGCUGAGCGUGAGCGGUAUGAUGAUCUCCGGCGGAGAUUGGAGGGGGAGGUUGCGUCUGCUUCGGGGUUGGAGGGGCAAGGUCAACAGGGUCAACAGGGUCAAGGACAGAGGCAGCGGGGUGGGAAUGCCAAUGGGAAUGCGGAUGGAAGUGGUUUGGUGGAGAGGUUGAGAAGGGCUUGGUGA